UCGAUAGAUUAUUGUAGUAUCGUACCUGGGCGACUCGUAGGCGAAGUUUGAGUUAGUUUUAAGGACCCUAUCUUUUAGUUUGACGCGAUUUUUGAUUUAUUCAAUUGUUUUUUCGGGUUUUCUUCGCUUCUGGUCGUGACGCCGCCGCACCUGGUAUCUGCAAAGGAAAGACAAGUAACCAGUGACUGAUAGUAGUAUACUACGGACUUACCGGACGCUGCGUCGGCUGCACGGCUUGAUCGGGAACACCUGGAACUAAAGGAUAGGACAUAUUAGACAACACAGUUUAAAACUUUUACAAACCUUUUUGUUGUUUGUCAUUUACGAGGUCUCAUAUAGACCUUUCAUUUACUUAUUGACAAAGGACGUAGCUUUCCCCUGAAAAUGGCUACCAUCCGAACCCCAGCUAAAAGUAGGACGGACAAUGACAGGAGCCCCAGGCUCUCCCCUGAGACGGCUAAGGCUGGCCUUAGCCCCAACGCCGCCGCGACAUCUAAAGUGCGGCGUAGCAUAGGAGAGUGGGAAGCGGGACUCAGUGAACCCCGGCCUUGCACAUCGAAAACGCACCCGCAUACCCCCGAGCAGCCGGAGCAGGACAAGGCACCUGCACCCUCUCGGACGGUGAAACAGAAGGCUGCAUCUCCUCGACUGCUCAAAGAGCUGCCGACGCGAAGGCCGUCUGCGGACACGGCCGAGGAGGUGCAGAUGCCAGCGCCGAAGAAGAGGGGGCCCACCGGCAGGAUGGCCGAAGCUAGAGACUGGCUCGUGUACGCGAAAUUUAAUGUUAAUAAAUCUCGCAACAUGAAGACAGACCUCAAGGCUGGGGCCAUCCUGGCGGUGGACAACCUCUACCGGCUGAUUAAGGAGUACGCGGAGGAACUUACCCGUAAGACGACCGGCGCGAAGACACCCGCAGCCGCAGCAACAACGCCACCUGUAACAAAAAGUGUUGGGGUUAAUACUGAGGAACUAGGACUGAAUGAGGGACGGAUGGGAAAUGAUGUGGACGAAGGGAGAAGGGAUAUGGGGACGAAGGAUAUUGUGGAGCUCCUCAAGGUCCAGGGGGAGACUAUAAACAAGACUUACCUGGAACUUGAGAAGCUGCGACAGGGAUUUGAAGCGGAGAGAACGGCACCAAUUUCUUACGCCGAGGCUGCUGCCACAACAUCGGGUAGACCUGGCGCGAUCCGGCCGGCGCUGCACUCUGUAAUCAUAACAUCAAAAGAUGAGAAAGAGACCGGGGACGAGGUACUGGACAGAGUGCGCAAAUCGGUGAACGCCAAGGACGGGUGGGUGACCGUGGAACGAGUCCGGAAGGUGAAGGAUCGGAGAGUGGUGAUCGGGUGCAAGACGGAGGAGGCUCGGCGGCGUGUGAAGGAGCGUUUGAGGGGUGCAGAGGACCAUCUCACCGUCGAGGAAAUUAAGAACCAUGACCCCAUGGUGGUUCUGAAGGACGUCCUUAAGAUGAAUAGUGACGAGGACAUAAUGGCGGCCUUCAAGAACCAAAAUGGGGAGGUUCUUAAGGGACUCGACGGAGAGGAUGCCAAAUUCGACAUCAAGUACAGGCGCAAAGCGAGGAACCAACAUUGCGAUCACGUGGUGUUGAGGGUGUCGCCGCGCCUGUACAACAAUUUGGUAGGCCGGGGAUACGUGCACAUUGAUAUGCAGCGUGUGAGGGUUGAGGACCAGUCGCCCCUGGUCCAGUGCUCAAUGUGUUUGGGGUAUGGCCACGGACGCAAGUUCUGCAGGGAGAGUGUUCCCAAGUGCAGCCAUUGCGGUGGCCCCCACAUGAAACAGGACUGCGCAGAUUGGAUGGCGGGGGACAGCCCUAGAUGCUGCAACUGCACGGCGGCAAAGUUCUCGGAGAACCUGGAACAUAACGCCUUUAGCCCUGAAUGUUCAGUGCGUCGGAAGUGGGACGCGAUAGCGAGGGCUAAAGUCGCGUAUUGUUAAGGGCACCCAGGCGGAACUCCAGCAAAGCAUCGAAACCCGGUACCGUGUUGUCCAAGCAAAUCUCCAAAGGUGCUCCCAAGCAACAGACGAGCUGAUGAUGGAAGCUGCGAAGGGGAAACUUGCCUUCGCGCUAGUC
Messenger RNA from Ostrinia furnacalis (Asian corn borer), 2089 nucleotides. RefSeq lists its product as uncharacterized. The coding region runs from base 385 to 1953 and encodes 522 amino acids. The record is from RefSeq and is a predicted model, not a curated record. The transcript has a single exon. NCBI's taxonomy places the organism in Eukaryota, Metazoa, Arthropoda, Insecta, Lepidoptera, Crambidae.